Messenger RNA from Solea solea (common sole), 7094 nucleotides. RefSeq names its product regulatory factor X, 3 (influences HLA class II expression) (gene rfx3). The coding region runs from base 144 to 2423 and encodes 759 amino acids. The transcript is spliced from 17 exons. Gene Ontology annotation, biological process: regulation of transcription by RNA polymerase II. Gene Ontology annotation, cellular component: nucleus. The record is from RefSeq and is a predicted model, not a curated record. Gene Ontology annotation, molecular function: DNA-binding transcription factor activity, RNA polymerase II-specific; RNA polymerase II cis-regulatory region sequence-specific DNA binding. Lineage: Eukaryota; Metazoa; Chordata; Actinopteri; Pleuronectiformes; Soleidae.
AGCAACUGUUGCCCAGUGAAGCAGCGCCAUAGCCACCGUAGUCUUGGCGACUGUAACCCACCAACAACAACCUCUCGCUCCAUCAUUACCACCUCCUCCUCCACCAUCCUCAUCUUCAUCAACCAGUCCACAGCUCAGGCGCCAUGCAGACCCCUGAAGCAGGCGCUGACUCCACCUCCACUGUCCCUCUUCAGACCACCGUGCCUGUCCAGCCUACCGGCUCCACCCAGCAGGUGCCUGUCCAGCAACAGGCCCAGACUGUUCAACAGGUUCAGCAUGUUUACCCAGCACAGGUGCAGUAUGUGGAGGAAAACAGUGGCGUCUACACCAAUGGCAACAUAAGAACCUACUCGUACUCAGAGCCACAGCUGUAUAGCCAGAACAGUGGAGGAAGCUACUUUGACACACAGGGCAGCUCAUCGCAAGUGUCCACUGUGGUGACAUCUCAUGGAAUGACCAACAACGGUGGAGGGGGCAGUGGAGGAAUGAGCAUGGGUCUGGCGGGGGGUCAGGUAAUCAGCAGCAGUUCUGGGGCUUACCUCAUGGACAGCACUGGACCACACCCUGCCACCCAGACCGCACGAGCUUCCCCAGCUACUAUUGAAAUGGCGAUUGAGACGCUCCAAAAAUCUGAGGGUUUAUCCAGUCAGAGAAGCUCGCUGCUCAACAGCCAUCUCCAGUGGCUGUUGGACAAUUAUGAGACAGCAGAGGGCGUAAGUCUACCACGAUCCACCCUCUACAAUCAUUAUCUACGGCACUGCCAGGAGCAGAAACUGGACCCUGUAAACGCAGCCUCUUUUGGCAAACUCAUUCGCUCCAUCUUCAUGGGACUCCGUACAAGGCGCCUUGGGACAAGAGGCAACUCCAAAUAUCACUACUAUGGUAUACGUGUAAAACCAGACUCCCCACUCAAUAGACUCCAAGAGGACAUGCAGUAUAUGGCUCUGAGACAGCAACCAGUUCAGCAGAAACAGAGAUUCAAGCCAGUGCAGAAGUUUGACGGUGGCUCAGGAGAGAAUUACUCGGGUGGUGGCCAGCACCAUCCUGGCGCAGCAGAGCAGACGGUCAUCGCGCAGAGCCAGCACCACCAGCAGUUUCUCGAUGCAUCACGGGCACUCCCGGACUUUAUGGAGCUGGACCUGGGUCAGAGUAAUACGGAGAACAUCAAUGUGGAGGAUGUGAAAGCUCUCCAGUCCCUUUACAGAGAGCAUUGUGAGGCCAUCUUGGACGUGGUUGUUAACCUCCAGUUCAGUCUAAUUGAGAAGCUGUGGCAGACGUUCUGGCGUUACUCUCCCCCUGACUCAGUAGAGGGUGCCACAGUAACAGAAAACAGCGGCAUUAGUGAGAUCGAAGCACGGCUCCCCCAAUUACAACUACUGGUACUGUGCAGAAAUGAAGCAGUGCUCAAAUGGAUGAGCACCUGUGACCAUCUAAUGUACCAGGCCCUUGUAGAGAUCCUCAUUCCUGAUGUCCUGAGACCCAUUCCCAGUGCCUUGACGCAAGCCAUUCGCAACUUUGCCAAAAGCUUGGAAGGUUGGCUCAAUAAUGCUAUGAAUGCCAUUCCACCGAGAAUGAUCCAGACCAAGAUUGCCGCUGUCAGUGCCUUUGCGCAAACACUGCGCAGAUACACAUCUCUGAACCACCUGGCUCAGGCGGCACGUGCUGUGUUGCAAAACACUUCGCAGAUCAACCAGAUGCUGAGUGAUCUCAACCGUGUUGACUUUGCCAAUGUACAGGAGCAGGCAUCGUGGGUAUGCCAGUGUGAGGAAGGCGUGGUACAGCACUUGGAGCAGGACUUCAAGGCCACACUACAGCAGCAAAGUUCUUUGGAACAAUGGGCGGCUUGGCUGGACAAUGUGGUCACGCAGGUGCUCAAACCCUAUGAGCACCGGCCGAGUUUUCCCAGAGCGGCUCGACAGUUCCUGCUCAAAUGGUCUUUCUACAGUUCUAUGGUGAUCAGGGACCUCACCCUACGCAGUGCUGCCAGUUUUGGUUCCUUCCACCUGAUUCGCCUGCUGUAUGAUGAGUACAUGUUUUACCUGGUGGAGCAUCGCGUGGCCCAAGCUACUGGAGAGACGCCCAUUGGUGUCAUGGGGGAGUUUGACAGCCUCAACCCCUUAUCCCUCACUAACACUGAUAAAGAUGAAAUGAGCGGGAUGGACAGCGACUUGGAAGACGACACCGAGGAGUGCGGGGAACCUCUUGCCAAGCGGGAAAAAUCUGAGCACGAGGUGAUCCAGGUGAUCCAGGUGGGGGCGCUAGAGGACGGCUCCCACCCCGUGGUGGGCGUGGUCCAGCCAAGCGUCCUCCACUCGCUGCCCCAGCCCCCGCAGGAUCACACCGAGCAUAUCCUCACGCCCUCUGCUGGCACGCCCACCAUCCGCCACUGCAGCGCCACAGGCAACACCUACGCCUCUGUUUGAGGGUCUGAAGGGCCAAUUUUGCCUGGCUGAUUUUUUUUUGGUUACCGUUUCACUCUCUCCACAUAUCUUUCUCUCUGUAAGCCUCAAUGUUUUCUGUCUUUUUUUCCAUGCGUCGUCUGUCUGCACCUGUGUAGGUGCUGUCCGUGUCUUCACCGCUUAGAUUCUGGAUGUGGUGUCAUCCCAUUAAGUCUCGACGACAAUGCAGCAGCUGGUGGGGGGGUAAAAAAGGAGGAAAAAGGACUAGUUUGACCCCGUUACACGUUUCCCGGUAUAUCGCGACAUAACAGCGAAAGCAGUCUGUGUACGCCGACAGGUUUACACUCAUUCAUACUACUGAUGUCUCAGAGCUCAAAUCCACGUCACCAGUCCCAGUGGAACAAAGUCAUGAAUUAACUCUACACAUUUUGUCGAUUGUACAUAGUUAUGCUGUACUUAAUUGGUAUUACCCAAACCACAUGGUGCUAUCAUUGUGUUUUGCUUUAAUUUCCAGUUAUCCCCCCCUAAUUUUAAUAUAAGUUACAACAGUCUGCUAAUUAACUUUUGGCUGAACAAAAAUGUUUUUUUUGAGUAUUGUAUGUAGCUUAAAAAAACAACAACAAAAAAACAACAACAAAAAAACAACAAAAAUCAAAGGGAUGACUUUCUAUGUAUGUUUGUUUUGUUUGUUUCUUUAAAGGAUCAUGAGGCAGAAUUGUCUGCUUGGUUUGAAAAUGAUUUGGUAGCCACUCACCGAUAACCACUUAUAGCUUUUAGCCACACACAAAAAAGGAAACCCCCCUAAGGAAAUCUCUGUGCUGCUACUUGUGUGUCUAUGUAGAGAUUGAGAAGUUCGUUUUCUCAGCGCUAGCUUUCCUAUGCACUCCGUGCAUAACGCUUGCCUUUUUUUAUUCAUUUUAGAUGCUCUGUAGUGUGGUUUAUGUGACGAGCCGUAAUCUUGAAAACUAACUUAAACUGGUUAUGUUCCCCUGCGUUUUUUUUCCCCUCAGUUUCUGUAUUAUAGACGUUUCUUAAGUUCACAAAAGGACCAAAAACCAAACGCAACAAGAGGAAGCUGGGAGUGUGCCGUCCGGGCCUCCCGAGAGCCGUUUCCUGUCCCACAGUGCCAUGUUGCAGAGCAGAAGGAAUGUCAGGGAUUAAAUGUACCUCGGCUUUAUCAUAGUGCCUUAUCCUUAAAUGCAGCUGUCCUUGUUGUCCUGACUGUGCGGUGUAGACAGCCCACAGCCCCUCUGCAUUGUCCCGGCCACAUAUUUGGCUUUCUGGUGACUCGUGGCUGGAUUUGGGCUGGCUCAUCAGCGUUGAGACCAAGGAAUGCAGGCACAGACACAUCUGUUGUUUUCUCUGGAUCAGCUCUACUAAGCUUAUUACGAACCUAAAUCAUGGUCUUUUUAGCCUUGCUCCUGCCCUAGUUCUGCCCUCCUGAGGCCUAUUCUUGCAUUAGCCUUCGUUAUUGGGUGAAGAGUAUGUAUGUGUGUGUGUGUGCGUUUAUACUGUAUAUGAAUGUGUAGGUCUGCACUGUGUUUGUAUAUAUUUCUAUAUAUAUAUAUACAUAUAUAUAUACCUGUGUCUGUGUGCUUGUGUGUGUGUGUGUGUGUGUCGGAACACAUCUGUCAGUCACCCUACCUCAAACCAGUGGUGCCAGCCCUUUUGACGCGUGCAGAGCAGUCACCAAACACUUAUUGCACACACACCUCUGUACUGCACAAAUCUCAACGCGAUGGAGAAAAAAAAUCUGCAUUUGCUCUUUUUUCUCUCACCUCUGAUACAUUGAUUUCCGUUUUUAGCCCAUACACACACAAAAAAAAAAAGAAAUGCUUCAUUCUUUGUUCCCCUGUUUGGAGAUCAUCUUUGUACAGUGGACCAAAAGUAGAUAUUUUCUGAUAUUCAAAGAUUAUAUAUAUAAAUAUAUAUAUAUAUAUAUGUAUAGUAUAUAUAAUGACGAUACACUACGUAUAUUUGUUGCUUUCCGCGUGUUUUUGAUCGGAUCGGUUUAUAUGUGACUCGUUUCUUUUGGUAGCUCCUCUGUGGUUAGUUUAUAGACUGAAAUGGGGAAAGGCAUGGGUACUAACUUUUGUUUUGGUUCAUUAGACUACAUCUAUACUUGAAGUGUAACAGCCUUCGGUCUUGUGGAGAAGAUUGAGAUUAAUCCUCUGAAUAGGAAGAUUUUGCUACUAAAAUGUCUUUUUUUUUGCCUGUUGAAAUGUUCUGCAAAAACGUCUCUUUGCGGAAAAGUUUUAUUUAUUGAUAUUUAUUGGGUUUUUUUUGUCAUUGUUUUGAAUUGCAUAUGUUAUCAUGGGAACUUGUUAUGAAUUGUGAGUUUAAAGCACUGCAAAGAGCAGAACUACUGUACAGGAGGACCAGAAGGUGUUUUUUUUUAUUUUCAUUUUUAACCCCCUGUGGAUUGAUUACGGAUGUUAAAGAAGGGUUGGCACUAUUCUUUGUUGUAAUCAGUCUUUAAAAGAAAAAAGUCCUUUUAAAUACUACCAGUACACAGGCACAGGAUCUCUGCCAUUGUUUUCCGUCUUAUUGUAGGCUGUGUGCAGAAAACAUGCUCAGUAGUAAAGGAAGGUGGGAAAAUAUUGUGUGUCAUUUAGGUAACUGGGUCAAACGACUCUUGUAGUUUUGUUAAUUUAUUUUCAACUCCUAUAGAAUCACUCACUCAACCCCCCUCCCCCGAUCCUAUUGGCUUGAAAUGUCUGGUUUACCAGAUCUAGAAACGGAGAGCACACACAAAUCUUGCUAUCUUAUCUUAUCCCCCGAGGACGUCGACAAGACUGGAAGUACAGUAGCAAGGCCUGGGGUGUUUUGUUGUUUUGUUUUGUUUUUUUACAUUGAACUGUGACCCUGCUCCCCAACUAACGGCCAAAUGCAAGUUGAGAGAACACUAGAUGAACGAAUCAAUAAACAUAAGCCCUCGAUCUUUGUCCAGAGCCUCAUAAAUAACCUAAACCUUUGUUUUGUUCACAUUAUAACUGCGGAAAAUAAACUCUCCCUCGAGUUGUUGAGAAUGCAGUGUGUAAAAGAAAAGUCAUUUUUGUCACAAAUCUGGAUAUGUACUGGUUUAGGAAUAAAGGGUUUUGCAGGAUAGAAUAUCCCACCUCUUGCUGAUUGAUGUUUUAUUUGUUUAUGUUCUCCGACAUGAGCCUCCGCUCCUUUUUGUCGUAUGAAUUAACUACAACACUGUCGAUGGUAUCAUGUAUUCUUUUGUGCCUGGAGUGGAAGUGUUUUUGUUUUUUUUUGUUUUGUUUUUUAAAAAAAAGAUAAAUGGUUUUAUUUCAAUCUUAAUUGUGUGCUUUAGGAUCAUUAAGUGCUUUCUGGUCUUGCACGCCUACCAUGUGCUGCUAGAAACCGUUUCGUCGUUCGGGUUUUCUUUCUUCCCUAUCUUUUUUUUUUAUCGUGUUUUGUUUUCACAUAGACUGAUGUGCCACACAGUGAUUUAGCUUGUUUGCAUUUUCAACCCUGCCUGGUUGACACUGGACUAAUGUUAAUGCUGCCAACACAAUUGUACUUAAUUUCUCAGAAAUUGAGAAUUGUUUGUUUUCGGUUUUUUUUCUCGUAACCGCUGUGUGCAAAUGAGCCCGUUUCCUAACCAAUCGGGGGGGGGAGAGUGAAAGCGAAGAAAUGCCUUCUCACCUGGACAACAUGGCAGCUUCACUGACCCACAGCAGACUCCAGUGCCUUUAAUUUCACCCUGGCCAGUGCAGAUGGCCUGGGUGACGAUUGGGUCUCUAGUGGGCUACAGAUAGAGGCUUAUCAGAGCAGACAUUUGAUUGCACAGGUGCUGCAACUGAGAACACACCAUGGCUGAGGAAAGAAAAAAAGAAAUCCCUGUUCUCAGACUGGACUGUUUAUUUAUUGGAUGUGACACCAGAGACAAACACCGAGUGGUUAACACACGGUGGAUGACCUGAAAACGACGUUUUAUUGUAUAGAGCUGGCUCAUGAACAAGGAGAGUUACUGUAAGGAAAGCGCUCUCCUGCGACUGGUUUUCUCAUGAUAGUGACUUUUUCUUUUGUCAAAUGAUAUUUUCUGAAUGCUGUGACCUGUUUGAGAUUUGUAUUUGGAUGUUUUCAAGUGCCAUUUGACAGUGCAGUGAGUCGUGGCCAUCUGUAGCACGCUCUAAUGCAAGCACAAGCAUUUGGCAGGUGCAUUUGGGGGAAGGUUUUUAUUUUGAUUCACCCUAGACAAAAAUAUGUAUAUAUAUCAAAAACUGAAAAAAGUUCUAUUUAUUUGUGUCCUAAUUAUUUGAUUUGUUCUUUUUUGGUGAACAUUUUAUCGGAUUUGUUGGCUCAAGUGCUUUUGUGAUUAAUUUUUUUUUUUCCUCUUUUUUGGGAUUAUGUAUAGUAUCUGAUAUAAUAUAUACACACAAAUUUCAUGUAACUUUCUUUUUGUGUGCUGUUAAGUUUCCUUCUUAUCUUCUCAAACUGGCAAGCGAACCAAUGCGUGUAGGGUGAUUUGUAUUGUGUAUUUUGCAUAAAAAAUGAGGACAAUUGGGGGACUUUUAUAUUUCUAAAGAUAUCAUUUAGUGUGUUGUAUUGAUGAUUAUAGAAACUAUUAAAGACACAUGUAGUUUGGUUUUCUGAAUAUUUCAGAUCUCAGCUCAGGCUAGCUUUAGUGUUGUUUUCUUAAGAUUUGUGACAUGUCUUUGCAGUAAUAAAUGUUCUCUUGUUCAA